Eimeria acervulina is the source of this 468-nucleotide messenger RNA. Its product is annotated as 60S ribosomal protein L7a, putative. The record is from RefSeq and is a predicted model, not a curated record. NCBI's taxonomy places the organism in Eukaryota, Apicomplexa, Conoidasida, Eucoccidiorida, Eimeriidae. Bases 1 to 468 code for a protein of 155 amino acids. The transcript is spliced from 2 exons.
AUGGCGGGGGAGAUGGAGACUGACGGAAGCACAGCAGCAGGAGCAGCAACAGGAGCAGCAGCAGCUGCAUACGUGUCUCCUUGUGCUGUCCCUUUACUUGAGGGCAAGGCCUUCAGGAGGGCCCUGCGAUUAAUAAAGGGUGUUGCUGCAACAGAGCGUCUGAGCCGCGCUCGUUCAAAGGGGGAGAAUAAAGAGGGAGAAAAGGAUAAAAGCAGAGACCAAAAGGCUGAGCAAGAACGAAAAGGGAGAAGGCCUUUAAAGCUGCUACAGCGGGGUGUACACGAAGUAACGAAGGCUAUACGCUAUGCAUUCGGCUCGAAGAGACCAGCUAGCGUUAUUAUGUUAGCUCCCCCCCCAUCCGGAGCUGUACAUACACCCCAAGACACUCAAGAAGAAACAACAGAAGACCUAGAAGAGAUGUACAACAAACUCGAAAAAAUCAUCCGCAAAAACCACCCCUAUAUGUAA